Molecule: messenger RNA, 1356 nt
Organism: Hydractinia symbiolongicarpus
Lineage: Eukaryota; Metazoa; Cnidaria; Hydrozoa; Anthoathecata; Hydractiniidae
Exons: 5
Coding region: 547-1167 (206 amino acids)
Source: RefSeq, a predicted model, not a curated record
AAAUGCAUUUUUGUCAAAGGUUAGUCUCUAAGGUUUAAAGGAGCGAGUUGUUCACAUGGUCAAUCACGUGAUCGGUAGUUAUGCAUGAAACAUGAUCUAUAUAUGCCUUUUUUAAGUAAAUUGUAACCAAGGAAACAAGGAUAAGGUCUGCAUAUACAUCUUGAGAUCGAGCUAUUUUGUGAAAGUUUCUAUUUGCUUUUGCGACGUUCCUAGUAGCAACAAUAAUUUUGGUAAAUUCCUUUCACAAUAUCUUCGUGGAAACAGGAUUAAUAAUUUAAAUUCAGAUUCUUAAAUUUCAUUCGAUGCUAUUAUUGAGUUUGCACAAAAGAACGGCUUUUUUGGCUGAAGUUUUGAAGGAGUUAUAGAAAAGUUUUUUAUAUUUGCCGGUGGUUAAUAAUAUUAAGUUAAAGAAAAGAUUUUGAUGGAAAGGGUGCUCAAAGAAGAAGAAAAGAUUUAAAAAAGCAAGCGAAUAAAAAUAGUCAUCCAAGCCGAUUCUAUCACACCUACAGAUGUACUGACUGCAGGAAGAAACGAAGAAACCUCGUAAUGUAUAACCCGAUGCAAAUAUUUAUUGUUACUUUCUUUUGGAAUGUGAGACGUUGUAUUGCAUAUUACGAAUGCAAACCAAGAAAGUCCCUGGUACCAACAUGUGGCAAUGGAGAUUAUUUUUGGCCACCCUAUGUGGAAUUAAAUAGAUGCCAGGGUGGGAUAAACAACCCGCAUAUGAAUCACUGUCAAGCGAAGAAAACCAAGAUGAUCGACACAAAAGUGAUGGACUUUGGUGGUGUCCAACGCAUUGUCAAACUGGAGAAUCACUUAGAAUGUGAAGAAGUGUGUGUCUGUGGGAAUUGUGGAAGAAGAAAAGCGAAACCAGUCUGCGAACAAGGAUUUAUCUGGGAUGAAAGUCGUUGUAAAUGCAUAUGCACUUGUGCUUUUAACAACAACAUUAAAAGUAAAGAUGAAUCAAACAAAGCAUUAGACACUCAUAAUAUUACCGCAACUCAACUCAUACUCAUUAUGAUUGGUGAAUUUCUCACAAUCUGCAUUAUCAUUCUGACUGUUCGAAAAGCAGUCGAACAUCACCAACGAACAAAACAUUCGAAAAUUAUCAAUGGUGAAAAUACAAUCUCUUACAAUGCUUUAAAAGAUAAUGGCGUUCACCUAUAAAGUAUUGAAUCAGAAAGAUAUUAUUGUGUUUCACAUGAACAAUUAUUUAUUUUAUAUUGAAGUAAUAAAGAAAACAAUGUUACUAUAGCGUGUCAGUGGCACCUGCGGUGGAACUUGUACAACUAGACGUGAAUACAUUCUCUUCUUAAACAUGAGACAAUAAAUUGUACACUUCUAUGGAAAAUUUAA